Molecule: messenger RNA, 1524 nt
Organism: Chanos chanos (milkfish)
Lineage: Eukaryota; Metazoa; Chordata; Actinopteri; Gonorynchiformes; Chanidae
Product: paired box protein Pax-7
Exons: 9
Coding region: 1-1524 (507 amino acids)
Biological process (GO): regulation of transcription by RNA polymerase II; anatomical structure development
Molecular function (GO): RNA polymerase II cis-regulatory region sequence-specific DNA binding; DNA-binding transcription factor activity, RNA polymerase II-specific
Source: RefSeq, a predicted model, not a curated record
AUGUCAUCUUUACCAGGAACAGUACCACGAAUGAUGCGACCAGCGCCUGGCCAGAACUAUCCUCGCACUGGAUUUCCUCUGGAAGUGUCAACUCCUUUGGGCCAAGGUCGGGUAAAUCAGCUUGGUGGUGUAUUCAUCAAUGGCAGGCCACUGCCAAAUCAUAUCCGUCAUAAAAUAGUAGAGAUGGCCCACCACGGCAUCCGUCCUUGUGUGAUCUCCAGACAGCUACGGGUGUCCCAUGGCUGCGUGUCCAAAAUUCUCUGCCGGUACCAAGAGACCGGUUCCAUCCGUCCCGGAGCAAUAGGAGGAAGUAAACCCAGGCAAGUAGCAACACCUGAUGUGGAAAAAAGAAUUGAGGAAUACAAACGCGAGAACCCCGGUAUGUUCAGCUGGGAAAUUCGGGACAAAUUACUGAAGGACGGGGUGUGUGACAGAAGCACAGUUCCCUCAGGUGAGGCCUCAUCUGUGAGUUCCAUUAGUCGGGUUCUUAGAGCUCGUUUUGGCAAAAAGGACGAUGAGGACGAUGGUGAUAAAAAGGAUGAAGGCGGGGAGAAGAAAACAAAACACAGUAUCGACGGCAUACUGGGGGACAAAGGCGGGCGUAUUGAUGACGGCUCAGACGUGGAUUCGGAACCGGACCUGCCUCUGAAGAGGAAACAACGGCGAAGUCGCACCACCUUCACUGCUGAGCAGUUGGAGGAGCUGGAGAAGGCCUUUGAGAGGACACAUUACCCAGACAUCUACACUAGAGAAGAGCUUGCCCAGAGGACCAAACUCACAGAGGCACGUGUGCAGGUGUGGUUCAGCAAUCGACGGGCCAGGUGGCGCAAGCAAGCUGGAGCCAAUCAGCUGGCAGCAUUCAACCACUUGUUACCGGGGGGCUUCCCACCAACGGGCAUGCCUACUUUGCCCACCUACCAACUCCCAGAGUCCACGUACCCGUCAACCACUUUAUCACAGGAUGGCAGCAGUACAGUGCAUCGACCACAGCCGUUGCCCCCAUCUACCAUGCACCAGGGCGGGCUUUCCACUGACAGUGGCUCUGCCUAUGGCCUCUCAUCCAAUCGGCACAGCUUCUCCAGCUACACUGACAGCUUCAUGAGCCAGUCAGCAUCCAGCAACCAUAUGAACCCCGUCAGCAAUGGUCUCUCCCCACAGGUGAUGAGCAUUCUGAGUAACCCCAGUGCUGUGCCCCCACAACCACAGCAUGACUUCUCUAUAUCACCCCUGCACAGCAGCUUGGAGUCCUCCAACCCCAUCUCCGCCAGCUGCAGCCAGCGCUCUGACCCCAUCAAGACCGUGGACAGCCUGCCAUCCUCCCAGUCUUACUGCCCGCCCACGUACAGCUCCACCAGCUAUAGUGUUGACCCUGUCGCUGCGGGAUACCAGUACAGCCAAUAUGGCCAAACUGCAGUGGACUACCUGGCGAAGAAUGUGAGCUUGUCUACGCAGAGGAGAAUGAAGCUUGGAGAACAUUCGGCGGUUCUAGGACUGCUACAAGUGGAAACUGGACAAGCAUAUUGA